UUGCAGCGGCACCAUCAACGAUCUUCACCUGAAAGCUUACAAACCAACUGCCACCCCAUUGAGGAACCCUCUUGCCUGGGUUUGGAAUAUACACACACGUACCUGCCUAACGUUGUGGGGCUAACGAGCCAGGAAGAAUCUGCGAAACGGCUGCGCGAUUACUCUUCUUUAUUAAAAAUAGGCUGUUCCAGCUACGUGGAGUUCUUCUUAUGCUCUGUAUACUUUCCAAUGUGUACAGAAAUUAUGGGAGAAGUUGUUUACUUGAGUCCUUGUGCUUCCUUCUGCAACCACGUAAGACAGCAUUGUGCACCGAUAAUGCUCCGUUUUAAUUUUAAAUGGCCUGACGAGUUGAAUUGCACAAAACUGCCAUCAGAUGAUAAAAUUUGCAUUAGACCACAGACUUUUGAAGGUGACGGAAGCGCCAACAUUUGUUGUGUGGUUCAUUUUACUUUCGCACAUUAUGCGAACAUUGGGAUCGCAUCCUGGUUUGUUAUAGCAUCAAUUUCUUGGUUUCUUUCCUCGAGCAAAGGGUGGGCCCUGGAGGCGAUUCAGCGUUGGGAUCGCUGGUUUCACAUAUGUGCAUGGAUUGUGCCUUUUUUCCCAACUACGGCUAUUCUCUUUCUCCAAGCAAUUGACACCGACGAACUAACGGGCUCAUGCCACGCUGGAUAUCAGGACAAGCUCACAUAUUUUUUAUUUGUAAUUUUUCCAGAAGCUAGUUUUGUAAUCGUUGGAGUUACACUGAUGUCAUUUGCCCUAGCCUCUUUGAUCCGAGUUUAUAGGGAUUUAAAGAGUUUUCACCGACUGCCAUUUUCGGUAGUAGUAAAAGUCGUUCGAACUCCUGCGAACAGGAGACGUUUGCUUAAAUCAAUUCAUAGGGCCCUCAUAACAAUUGUGUGCGUAGCUGGACCUCUACUUCUUGGAAUAAUUGGAGAUAUUUGGAUGUGCUUCGGUACUCCGUCAACCUCAGUGCCUGUAAGUCUGCUCAAGCCAGCAUCAAUGGAAACUGUAGGAAUCGGAGCCGGACUAGUGUUAUGGGGUAAUUGGAAGACCCUCAGAUGCAGAUGCCUCAGUGGUGGCGACAUAGUAGCUCCUACUAAAGCUGACUCAUUGCAACUUCAACGCAAUUCUGCCGAACCCAAAAGUGAGUCCGUUGGAAACCAUUGUGUGUCUUUACAGGAAUCAGCACCUUGA
Mesocestoides corti is the source of this 1194-nucleotide messenger RNA. NCBI's taxonomy places the organism in Eukaryota, Metazoa, Platyhelminthes, Cestoda, Cyclophyllidea, Mesocestoididae. The record is from the annotation of a GenBank genome assembly.